GACGCGACGCGUCGAUCGUGUCUUGGAUUCAACCACGAUGGCCCCUCCGACCCUCACAAUCCUCCGCAGCUAUGCGCAACGCACGGACCCCAGCUCGCUUCCUGCCUCUGUCCUGCUCACCUACACUGAACGUACGCUCACGAUAUUCGACGCAUUUCCAAAGUCGAUCUUUCAUUUCCUCGUCCUCCCGCGCGUCCUCCCGCCCUUGACUGCACCUGGGCUGGCCAAUCUAAAGACCGUCCUGAAAGGGGACAAGGAACGAGCAAAGGAAGUCAUUAGAUGGCUUGCAGAGGACGCGAAACAGGUCCGGUCGAUGAUCGAGGACGAGAUGAUGAAGCGCUACCACUUCAAAUGGGACGUCUGGAUGGGCUUUCACGCAGUGCCUUCCAUGGAGCAUAUUCACCUGCACGUCCUCUCAGCAGACCUUUGUUCGCCCGCGAUGAAGAACAAGAAGCACUACAAUUCCUUCCACCCCGCGCGUGGCUUCUUCAUCCCUCUGUCAGAUGUACAAGAGUGGGUGGAUGCUGAGCCGUCUUAUUUCGCUAUGAUAUCCCAACUCAAGCCUAGCCACUACGAGCCGCUUCUGAAGGAGCCACUCGACUGCUGGCGGUGCAACAAGGACUUCAAGGCCAUGCCGCUCUUGAAGUCCCAUCUACAAGAGGAAUGGGAUGUACAGGCGAAGCGGGAAAAGGCCAAGCUGGAGAAGAAGCGCAAGCGAACACCUGAGGAACCUAAGGAACAUGGAGCGGGCACCGACGUGCACGAAGACGAGCCAGACCAGAAACGACGAGCAAAAUCACAUUCCGGGUCUCCUUCAGCAUCAUAGGUUUUCCUUCGGUUGCAGGUUGCGCGUUUCUAGCACCACGACGAUGAGCGUUACACGGAUUGCAUUCUUCUCAUGAUACAUCCAAUUACACGGCGAUGUAUCGCCACCAUCUACAUGCUUUUGCUCAGUAUCACACUUCGGUCGUUAUACACUUCGUUCCUCCUGUGUUGUUCACUGCGGCUUCGGCUUGCG
This is a messenger RNA of Rhodofomes roseus, 1018 nucleotides long. RefSeq names its product HIT-like domain-containing protein. The record is from RefSeq and is a predicted model, not a curated record. The coding region runs from base 38 to 826 and encodes 262 amino acids. Gene Ontology annotation, biological process: double-strand break repair; single strand break repair. The transcript is spliced from 3 exons. Gene Ontology annotation, cellular component: nucleus. NCBI's taxonomy places the organism in Eukaryota, Fungi, Basidiomycota, Agaricomycetes, Polyporales, Fomitopsidaceae. Gene Ontology annotation, molecular function: single-stranded DNA binding; double-stranded RNA binding; mismatched DNA binding.